AUGGAGAGCCCUCGACAGUCCGAUGCAAGCACUCCGGUGGAGCCCAACUCCCCGGGCUUCGUGGAUACGCCAGCGACGCAGUCAUCCGUCUUGUUUGAUGGCAAUCUCGAGGAGUUGCUGCGCAACUUCCCCCUCGAUCAGUACAUCCUCGUUACAGGGGGUCUCGGGUUCAUCGGAAGUCACACAACAUUGGAGCUACUCAAAGCCAAUUAUAAUGUAAUCGUGAUCGACAAUCUCAGCAACUCCUUCCAGAGCGUCUUCGACCGCAUCAAGCUGCUGGCGUCCAAGCAUCAUGAGCAACAAGGAACAUGCAUGCCUUCCUUGCAGCUGCACGCUCAUGAUUUCCGGGAUACUGUGGCUCUCCGAGAGCUUCUCGAUCAGUACCAAACCCAAUCCAGAUGGGGUUCCCCCAAGUCCAAAAUCGCCGGUGUCAUCCAUUUCGCUGCUUACAAAGCAGUUGAAGAAAGCAUCAGGAACCCUCUGAAAUACUAUGCAAACAAUGUCAGUGGCCUCAUCGACUUUGCUACCACCUUGGGUGACUAUGGCAUCAAAACCUUUAUCUUCUCAUCCUCUGCCACCGUGUAUGGUACCUUGGCCACCUCCGGCCUGCCGCUGAAAGAGGAACUUUGCGUUCACAAAGACGAGACCUUCACGGACCACAACGGAUCCGAGCAACUUGUCCAGGCCGGCUGCACAGGCAUCACCAACCCUUACGGCCGCACUAAAUGGAUCUGCGAGGCCAUCUUAGCAGACCUCGCGGCCUCCGAUCCAGAAUGGACCAUUGUCGCUCUCCGGUAUUUCAACCCAAUUGGAUGCGAUGAGUCAGGUCUCCUUGGCGAGGAUCCCCGCCAAAUACCCACCAAUCUCCUGCCGGUGGUUGUCAAAGUCAUGACCGGGCAAUAUGCGGAACUGCAAAUGUUCGGCACAGACUGGGACACUGAGGACGGCACCGCCGUCCGCGACUUCAUCCACGUUACCGAUCUCGCCCGAGGGCACAUCGCUGCCCUCAGUGCCGCCAAUGGAGGCAAGUUGGCUGAGAAUUUCCGCACCUUCAACCUCGGCACAGGACGCGGUCAUUCUGUGAUGGAGGUGGUGAACACCAUGGAAAGCGUGUCUUCCAAGCCCAUUCCCCGGAAAGCGGCUGGACGUCGUGCUGGUGAUGUUGGUUCGUGCGUUGCAGUGGCCACUAGGUCACAGAACGAGCUCGAGUGGAAAACUGAGAAGACGCUGAAAGAUGCGUGUGUGAGCUUGUGUAAUUUCCUUGAUGUCAGUGGCCUCUCUGCAUAG
This is a messenger RNA of Aspergillus japonicus CBS 114.51, 1287 nucleotides long. Its product is annotated as NAD-dependent epimerase/dehydratase family protein. Gene Ontology annotation, cellular component: cytosol. Gene Ontology annotation, biological process: beta-D-galactose catabolic process via UDP-galactose, Leloir pathway. Gene Ontology annotation, molecular function: UDP-glucose 4-epimerase activity. The record is from RefSeq and is a predicted model, not a curated record. The coding region runs from base 1 to 1287 and encodes 428 amino acids. Lineage: Eukaryota; Fungi; Ascomycota; Eurotiomycetes; Eurotiales; Aspergillaceae. The transcript has a single exon.